AUAUCAGUAAUAUGUCCCAUUGGCUCACAACAUAUAAUAAAUUUAUUAACUUUAUAUUAUACAAGUCACCUUACAAUUCUCAUUCAACAUUUUUUAGAAAACAUCGAAGAGAACAUGUCAAUUAAUCUUAACGAAUAUAGUACUUCGCGUCAUUUAAAAACGGAUCUAUAUAAUAUACUCAGAAAACAAACAAAUUAAGCAAUUGAUGCACUAAUCUACAAAGGGUGUGCCAAACAUGGAGUAAAAUAUAUAUUAUUCAUAAAAUUGUCAACAAAACUUUGGUCCACAUUCUCGAAUACUCCUUAACAAUACCAUUAUACCAACAUCAUCAUCAAUAAACCAAAACUAAAAUUCAACCAACCAUCCAAACCUCCAAUUCCACCCACAAAAAAAAAAAAAAAGAAGCAAAAAAAAAGAAAAAAAAAAAAAAGAAAGAAAGAAAAAAAAAGAGUUGCAAAAAAAAACCCUUGAAUCUUUCUUUCAUAUCUUUCCAUUUCCAUCAAUAGCAAUGAAAGAAGAAGAGCAGAUCCAACCCAAAAACCCACUCCCCCAUUUCUGGGGCACAACCCCAGAAGAAGACUACUACACUCAACAAGGCAUCAAAUCAACCCAAUCUUACUUCACCACACCUUCUGGUCUAACCCUCUUCACCAGAUCAUGGCACCCACUUUCUCUCUCUCCUCCACGUGGAAUCAUAUGUAUGGUCCAUGGCUAUGGCAAUGACAUCAGCUGGACCUUCCAAUCCUCCCCUAUUUUCCUUGCUCAAAAUGGGUUUUCCUGUUUUGCCCUUGAUUUACCUGGUCAUGGUAAAUCUGAUGGCCUUAAAGCCUAUGUUCCUGACAUCAAUUUGGUCAUAAGUUGUUGUACCUCUUUUUUUGAGUCUGUGUUGGAAACCCGUUCGAUGCGUAAUCUGCCCGCUUUUCUCUUUGGAGAAUCGAUGGGCGGGGCGAUAUGCUUGUUGAUCAGUAUCAUGUACCCUAACAUGGGUUUCAGUGGCGCUGUUUUGAUCGCACCCAUGUGUAAAAUCUCUAAUAAUGUCAGACCCAGAUGGCCAAUUCCUGAAAUUCUGACAUUUAUUGGUAAAUUUGUACCAACUUUGGCAAUUGUACCUUCACCUGAUUUGUUACAUAAGUCUGUCAAAGUUCCUGAGAAGAAAGAAAUUGCAAUGAUGAACCCUUUAAGGUAUAACGGGAAGCCGAGAUUAGGGACUGUCAUUGAAUUAUUAAGGGUUACAGAUUACUUGAGUCGAAAACUGAAAGAUGUUACAAUACCUUUUAUUGUUCUACAUGGACAGGCUGAUGUUGUGACUGAUCCGGAUGUGAGCCGGGCUCUUUACGAGGCGGCCGCGAGUGAGGAUAAGACCAUCAAGAUUUAUGAAGGGAUGGUGCAUUCUAUGUUGUUUGGGGAGACUGAUGAAAAUGUGGAGAUUGUUAGGAAUGAUAUUUUGUGUUGGUUGAAUGAUAGAUGCAAAAGGGAAGAUUGAUGAGGUUGAACCGUUGACGUUAUUAGAACAUUGUUUUUUAAAAGUAAUUGGUUUGUGAAUGUAGCAAAAUUGAACUGUAGUUACAUUAAAAUUGAGGUACAAUGUGAUAUGUGUAAUGUGUUAAGUUUGAUGAUGGAUUAAAGAAAGAAUUUGGAAUGAUUUGUGAAA
This is a messenger RNA of Chenopodium quinoa (quinoa), 1651 nucleotides long. Its product is annotated as caffeoylshikimate esterase-like. Bases 509 to 1483 code for a protein of 324 amino acids. Gene Ontology annotation, cellular component: membrane. Gene Ontology annotation, molecular function: lipase activity. The transcript has a single exon. Lineage: Eukaryota; Viridiplantae; Streptophyta; Magnoliopsida; Caryophyllales; Amaranthaceae. The record is from RefSeq and is a predicted model, not a curated record.